GGGUUUUCACACCUGCGUUUUUUAGUCCGGUUAAACCGAACCCUGGUUCAUUUUCCCCCUUGGUACGAUUCGUUUGGGCAGGUGUGAAGACAGUUUUGCAGUCUUUUGGUGUUGACUAUUACAAUCGCACCAAGACCCUUUUGAGGAGGUGGUCCCCGUCCGUUCCCAAACGAACUCCAGAGCGGUUUGUUUUUGGUGUGAAAGAGUUCUGAACUCGACCCGACCCCACUAGCAGGUGAACUCACAAGUUUGAGCUCGACGUUUCCUGUAACCGUAAUCCUGUGUUUACUUUCCUGCUCCAGCCAGACAAUCUGACCAAUAAGAGGAGUGAACGUUGUCACAUGGUGUGUAAUGAUGCAUUUUGGUUCACUUGCAUUUUUCUCUGUGUGAAAUCAAACCGAACCAAGGGUGAAAAUGCUACAAGUUUACAAAUUCAUCAGCUGAAUCGGACCAGAGCAAACAAACUUUAGGUGGGAAAACGCCCUUAGUGUUGUCUGGUUCUGUAACAUAACAUUUGUAGUAACACACUCUUCUGAGAGAUGAACUGGGAUGCUGGGAACAAUUUAAUAUGACUCGCUUAUAAUUCAACAGUUGUUUUCAUGGGAUAAUUAAAUCUGUAUUGUUAUUUUCAGGGUGUGGGAGGGGCGUGAGAAAUUUAAAAUUAAAAUAAUUUAUUUUUCUUUUUUCAUUCCUGCCUCGCCUUCUGAUGGUGUCCCAUCAUGCUCUGCUCUGCCCAGCUGAUGUAUUUGGUCGUGGUGACCUCCAGCCUCAGCUGGACAGUGCCAUGCAGGACGUCAGUGAUAAAUACCUGCUGCUGGAGGAGACGGAGAAGCAGGCGGUGAGGAAGGCGCUGGUGGAGGAGAGGAGCCGCUUCUGCUGCUUCGUCUCUAUGCUGAGGCCUGUCGUGGAGGAGGAGAUGUCCAUGCUGGGGGAGAUCACUCACCUCCAGACUCUGACAGACGACCUGAAGGCUCUAACUAUGGACCCUCACAAGCUGCCGGCCUCCAGUGAGCAGGUAAUCGUAGACCUGAAGGGCUCAGACUGCACCUGGUCAUAUCAAACCCCGCCCUCAUCGCCGAGCACCACCGUAUCCAGGAAGUCCAGCAUGUGCAGCAGCCUGAACAGCGUGAACAGCAGCGACUCUCGCUCCAGCGGCUCACACUGCCACUCCCCCACCUCCCAUUUCCGGUACCGCGCCUCCUCCUCCUCCUCCUCCUCGGUGCUCCCACAGCAGACACCUGCCCGCCUGUCUUCAGUCUCCUCCCACGACUCGGGCUUCAUUUCCCAGGAUGCCUUCCAGUCCAAGUCCCCUUCACCCAUGCCCCCGGAGACCUCGCAGUUGGCAAAUGGUUUUGACCAUCAUGCUGCCCUCUGUCUGCACGGAGUGGUACUGCAGGCCCAGGACACCCACCUCCACCCUCCAUACUUCACCUACUCCUCCACCACCACCACAACCACCACCACCUCUCCCAUCUCCUCGCCCUCCUAUUCGUCCGUCUCUCCCACGUGGCCGUGGUCUCAUUCAGGCUCCGGCCAAUCAGGAGAGUUCCCUCCCCUCAGCCCCUCUGGGCUCGGAAUGAUCCCGUCAUCCAGAAUCCCGUCCUGGAAGGACUGGGCCAAACCAGGCCCAUAUGACCAGCCAAUGGUCAACACCCUGAAGAGGAGCAAGGAGAGGAGAGAGACUACAGAUCCCAGCAGCCACCAGAGCGCUGAUGUCACCACACCAGGGGCGGAGCCACAAGGGGUCAAAGGAAGCCACUCUGUGACAUCACCCAAGGAGGACAGGGAGGCCCAUGAGGAGCUGGCCAGAGCGCUGGCCCGAGGCCUCCAGCUGGACAUCCACGGCUCCAGCCGAGACUCGCUGCAGGGCUCCAGCGGCUACAGCAGCCAGACCAACACACCCUGCUGCUCAGAGGACACCAUCCCCUCACAAGUAUCAGACUGUGACUAUUACACUGUGGGCGUGGACCAGGACAGCGAGCAGCAGCAGUCGUCAGACUUCGAUAAAUCCUCCACCAUCCCCAGAAACAGUGACAUCAGCCAGUCAUACCGCCGCAUGUUUCAGUCCAAACGCCCUGCUUCCACUGCUGGCCUGCCCUCCAACCCCUCUGCUAUAAUCACCCCCGGAGUAGCCACCAUCCGACGGACACCGUCCUCCAAACCUAACCUUCGGCGGCCCUCCGGGGGCCUCAGCCUAGGUCCCAUCCCUAUCAAGCCCCCCAUGAUCCCAGUCAAGACCCCCACUGUGCCUGAACAUCCUGGCUUCCCCAGCAGAGCAAUGUCAGAGGACGGCAACACAUCAAGGACCCCGCUCAGUCCCCCCACCACCCCAUUGUCACCAGGCAACAGUGUGCUGUUGUCGCCAAAGACCAGCCCCUUUGACACUCGGCACCUGUGCGAAGGGUCAGAUCCUCCAACCCCACCACCGCAGCCCGGUGGGCGGGUGUCAGAGUGGGAGCGCCGGCCUCUCCCAGAGCUCCUGGAGGAGACAGAAUAUGGCGAGGUGGAGGACUUUCUGGUGGCUAUCCGACGAGGCGUCAAGCUCAAGAAGACGAUGACCAAUGACCGAUCAGCGCCAAUUAUUCACUGAGAGGAGCGGGGCUGGUUUGACUCGCGCCAUUUUGCGUCCCUGGCUGAAUUUCAGUAAAUAUACUCAUGAAGGGGCACAAAAUGGUUACUGCUAACGUGUAAUGCUAAGUAAAGGCAAAUGGGAACUGACAGCAAAUGAACACCAAGAGGAAGUUGCCCGGAGACUCUGAUCAAGAAUCGGUUUGGAAAUGUCCCCAAAAAUUGUGUACGGAAAAUUUCAUUUUGGUGUCACAAGUUCAUUUCAGCAAUGUUAAUCAAUGUUAAUCUUGACUGAAAGGUAAGAACUCUGCACCUUCACUGUUUGGCCAAAGAGUCGUUAUUAAUUAAAUUAUGGAUAUUUCAUUUUGGACCAAAGAAAGCUCCCACAAGUGGGAUAUGAUCUGAUGUCUUCUCUAAACUGAUACUAAAGGAAGACCCUCAAACUACUGUGUGUAAAAGGCAGAACUUUCUUGUUUGAAAAUGACAAAUCUGAAACAAAAUGAAUUAUCCAUCAUCAAGUAUCAGUUGGAGAGUCGACUUGUUUAGGCCAAGAAUUUCUCCACAGCGCCACAUUUUGUUGCUUUGGAGAAUAACUGAAGCAUUUCUCCCUUUAAAUAGAAACCUGUCAGUAUUGCACUUGACUAAUCCCAGUUAAAUUCCCCUCUGAGGUUAGUACUGGGAACACUGGCGCUGAUCUGAGAUCAUUUCCUCAGGGCAACUUCAGUAUCUAAGAGAAAAGGUGUGACAGGUCAUCCUCGUCGAAUAUAAGCGGGAUGUACAAGGUCGUUCUUGUAGCAGAACUGAUAACUAAAUGUUAUGUUACUACACAAUGUAAUGGGUGUAGUAACGGGAAGAAGAUGAUGAUGAUGAUAGAUGAAGAAGAGAGAAAUUCUCAAAGAGAUAAACGUGAGCUGGUAGGAGUGAUGGAGUAUUUUCAAAAGAUCAAAUCAUUAUUUGUAUGUACAUAUUUAUAUUUUGAUGUGUUUGUAUGUUUUGUCCGUCCCUUUACAUCCCUGUAGUCUCCCAUUUUCUCUCAAGGUGCCAAAAGCCUGUGUGCUGAAUUUAACUGAAAUGUUCUCUAUUUAAUUGACAUUAUGCUGGAUUUUUUUUUUUUAAUGUAAAAACAUAGAUAGGGUGUCUGAUAGAGAAUAAAGACAGCCUGAAAGAAAAAUCAGGCUUCUAUGGAACUGAAAAAGUAUUUGUAUAUGUAGGCUAGAAUAAUGAAGAGUGGCAUGUAACCAGUCGCAUAGCAACUAAGGAUUUUUUUGUUGUUACAGCCUUUACUACCACAUACAGUAGAUUGACCUGCAUGUUCUUAAAGUUUGCCCCAGCAUUAACAAUCUUUGUGACUCUUAAAUUAGAUUCAUAAGUCAGUGAAGCCCAUAACGUCCCUGCAGUGGUUGUAAACGCUGUCAGCAUUAGCGGAGCACUAUCAGUGGAUACCUGUAACUUGCUAGAUUGAGUCUAGUGUUAACUGUACCAAACAAAACAAUGUCCUGUCUUCGAUUCUUUCGAACUGAAAAUCAAAGAUAGUGUAGGGACUGUUUGAUAGUGGGACAGUAUUUGGCUUUAACUAUUGUAUUUUUCUAUUUUCUGUGAAGCACCUAAACAACAAAUCAAAACAAUGGAAAACUAAACCAAUAAUCGCUAUUACAACUACAGUUAAGAACCAUUACAGACGGCCUCCAAACACCUCUGUCCCUGUUCGUUGUUCUUCUUUUAACCUACCAGCUAUGUAGCAACUGUGCACUGUGUGUUAGCAUACACUCAAAGUCCAUGGUAGCAAUAGAAAUUGUUACUACAGGUUCCCUUGUUACUACUUAGCUGUAGUAAUCGGAGUGAUGUGGAUCAGUGUACGGGUCUGUUGUAGUGAAGCCUGUGUUCUGGAAGUGAGCUAUAUUUAGUCGGCACAGAUGUAAACAGUUGUGGACUUGUAGGGCUUGAACUAUUUUUGUGAAGCUACAGCUGAGUCAGCGCUUCAGUGCUGGGACAGUGUACUACAGUUACAGUAUUUUCAUUCUGUCAGAUACACUCGCUGAUUCGGCUAUAGUGUCCAACAGUGCCCCCUGAUGGGCGCACUACUAAAUAUCAAGGGAAGUACAUUUAAGGUAAAAAGCACCAUUUAACUUUUACAUUGUUUUUGUAGACUAAUUUUCAUGUUUGAAUAAAAUUGGUCAUUUAAACAUAAGGACGCCAAUUAAAAGUUAACAAAACAAAAUAAGGUUAGGUCAAUGUACACUCUACUACUUAACAUUUAUAAAUAAUUUGAAGGGGAACAACCUAAAGAAUGAAUCUCAUUGACUGCAUUACAUUUCAUUAAGUAAAGUAAACAACACUGGAUUGACUGAAAAGAUAGAUAUGUGUCUUCGCCAGGGAUUAACUGUUAUAGUCUGAAACUCAACAGCUGAAUUAAUUAAAAGGUAAUAAGAAAAACUUUAAAACAACUAGUAAACCAAAAUAAUUUCUUGAACUAUGCCUCAAAACUUCUUUGGUAAAAUACAAAAUGCACUGAUGCACUCACAAGUCAAUUAUAACAAUAUAUCUGCCUUGUUAAAGAGUUUUUGGACCUUUCCUAAGGCUAUGUUAAAUUUAAGCUAAUAUCUGUAUAUGUGGUGUUCUUAUAACAUUACUGUGCAAUUUGCUUGUGCUAUGUUUUACAAGAAUAAUAAUGUAUAAUGUGACUCAGUAGUUACAAACUCUGUAACCAGUUCACCAAAACUGGUGAAUAGAGCCCUUGAGUAAGACACUGAAAUAUGCUCAGAUUUGAGAUAAAAUUAAAAUCCAGAGACAUUUAGUUCACUGUCCCAGUACUACACAUGCAAAUGUAAAAUGGAGACUGAUCCGAGUAGACCACUAGACAGUGUACAUUUUCUAGGAGGAGGACAGGUGCACAAUAUCCUAAAAGGUAUAUAAUCUGGUCUGGAGUCUAGCUUUCUGUAGUCCUAAACUGUUUGUGCUUACUAGCCAUCAAACAGCAACUGUCCAGUAUAUUAUUAUAAACAGUGUUUUUCAGGUGGUUUAAUACACCCUCUGGCAGCCAUGUUGGAAGUCCUUAGCGCUUUGACUGCAAAUAUUAUGACUAAUUAGAUUCCUUAAUGUGCAAUUUGGUCAUCUCAACAAGAUUCGAAAGACAUUUUACAAUUUCACAAAUUAGGUUUUAUGUUGUUGGCCUAAAAUCAGUAUAAAAAGAAAGAUAUUUCAGUUAGCCUUUAUUAGCCAAAUCCAUUGGGUAGACGAAGAAAUUGGUCAUUUCUGAGUUUGAUGUUUUAGUGUUUUGUUAGCUGAUUUACUGUUAGCUUAAUAUCUACAUUUUAAAUUCAUGUACUUUGGACACUAUGUACACUAAUGUACAGUUCUUAAGCUAGCAGUGUAGCACAAGUUUGAAAAAGUUACUGAAUAUUUACAACAAGGCUUUUAAGCUGGGCCUCCAGUAUGGCGCCAGAUGAGGCUAAUACAUCAGAUCUACAACCUGACUGAACAUCCACCGUUAGCUGUGGUUCAACAGACUGUUACGACAGGACACAAGCAGGCUCUGCUACGUACUAAUAUUCAUGUGUAACCGCAACAAAUAUAUAAACCUGUAAUAGCUUGUGAUUACUAAAUGUCAAAUAGCCCGAUGAGGUAAAAAUCUCUAACUUGUAUUAGCAGGUGGUUAGCAUAACGAGCUGAAAUGCACAAAACUCCCCUGUUGCUACUUAGAUACUGUUAAUAGAGUCACCACAAGUCAAAUUAUUUAUGUAUUUAUUCAUUUAAAACCAUUUUAUUUGUGGUUUUUCCACGUUUUUAAUUCUCCAAACUGUACUGUUGAGCAUAUAAAACCUAUUAACAAAUGUAUUUAAUAUGCAUGUUGUCUUUUUUUUCUUUUAGUUAAAGAUCUAAUAGACUUUUUUCUACUGGAACUACUCCCCCCCUCUCAGUUGGUCUCUACUGGACCAGACUGCAUUUUAGAUACCACCCAUCAUCCGCUCUGUUUUCCUUCAGGGAUCAUUGAUGUUUCAUAUUUUAUGUGACAGCAGUUAGACACGUCUGUAUGAUGACUGAAGCCUGUCUGCUUUCUAUCUGUUUUCACUCUGUUCAUUUCGCCUUGCAGGUUAACGAAUACAGUCAUGUAGCUGAUGCGAUAACAAGCGUAUGAAGCCGAAGGUUCGAGCCUGUGAAGACUCUGUAAAUGUGUGUGUUAUCAAUGAUCUGAGUGAUGCUCACACACACACUGAGGAUUAGAAAAGUGAUUACAUGGAAUCACAUCUUAGUAACAGAAGAUCCAGAAAAUCAUUCGCUCAGUUAUUUCAAAUUACAGUAUAUUUUUCACGGUGCAUCUGGUCAGAAAAAUCAUCUUAGUCUAGAUGCAAGUUAGAUUAAAAAUCCCUUUUCAAGUCCUCAUUGUGUGUCCAGGCCAAUUUUGUCCCUGAGCUGUAAGUAACAGCAGCUGUCAGUGUGUUCCCGCCCUUCAACGUUUAGCCUUUCAUUUGACACAUGUUGCCAAAUUUCUUACAGUGCAUAAAGAACACUCUGGGUUGGAUUUUUACUUUUGUUUGUAUGAUAUUCUUACUUCAGGUGCUCUUCUACAAUGGUUUCCCUAAUGCAUUUUGUUCAAUAUUACCAGUUUGGUUUAAACUGUCACUUUCUCUCAAGGUAAAUGUUAGAAAUAGAUAAAAAUCACAUUUGUAAUCACAUUUAAAAACAGUUAUCCACCUUUCUCCAUAGCAGGAAUCUGAUGCUUUUAGUGAGGAAAAUCUAUUUUUGGAAAGAAGUUUAUGCCUAACCCAGGACUGUUAUACUAUGUGUAUCAUGGUCCUAGAUUUUCCAACUCCCAGAUCCUUGACUUUAGUUGGUCAGGUCAGAUCACAACAUGUUUUUGUAGAGGAAUGUUGAAAAUAGAAACUCACCAGAUAGUAGGUCGUCUUCUUAGUAUCUAUAAAGGUUGGGGAAAACAAUGUUGAAUGAGUGCAGUCACAAAAACAUCUGGCUUUAUGAGGAGACCUUUCUCAGUCUGACAGAUUUUUUUGUUACUUCAUACUGUUUGACAAUGUUUCUGUCCACCUUUAAGAUUGCUUAACAUCCGAUGUGUUCACAUUUAGAAGUUAUAAGUGACUGAAAUGUCCAGGGUUAACCUUGAUGAACAUCUACGACCAUGAUCAGGUUCUUGAGCAGGGCUUUUAGCCGCAACGACUUAUCAAGGCAGAGAGCCUCGUAGAGUUAGAGCUAUAACUGUACAAAUCACUAACAGCCUCCACUCUUCCUGGUUAGAUUGAGGAAUUGGGAAAUAAUUUGAGACAAAGAAGAAGAAAUAUAGUGUUAACACUACAAUGUGCACAUGGUGCUCUUCAGUAUUGAAUUGAUUGUCCCUCUGAAAAAUAUGUUUUUCUAAUUUGCGGCCAAAAUGUUUGAAAAUUAAAAUCAGAAACAGGAAAAAACAAUUACUUACCCAGCUAAUUCUGAUAUUAUUAAAAAUUCAUCAUUAAUUAAUGGAACAGAAAUAUCUUGUAAUAAAAUAUUACAGCUGAUAUGCUAUAAAAUAUAAUUAAAUUAAAAUUAGAAUAUAAUUAAAUAUCCCUCUAAUUAUUCCUAAUCUUUGAAAAACUGAUAUUUGAGAGAAAUGAAUUUGGAGAAUGAAAACAUUUUACAUUUGGAAAUCAACACUGAUUAACUACAUUCAUGACUGAUGCUUAAUGAUUUUGUGACUUUUAGCUGAAACACUAAUAAUAAAUAUUCUUUUGUCUUAUUUUAUUAAAAUGGCUCGUGAAGGAAAAAUUUUUAUCUGUCAGAUCAGACGAUGUAAUUUUCCCGCCACACGUAACAGUUGCAGCUAAGAGGACGACAAACUUCAUCGCCAUAUUGUCCUGUAGAUUUUUCAUGAUUCUUGCUAAUAAAAAAAUACCAGAUAACCAGUUGAUCCAUUAGCAGGUUUUAUUACAUUUUUAAACAUUUAAGAGGGAAACUUUUUUUUUUUUUUUUAAUUACUGGGCCGACCUAUUUCUUCACCUCUGGCUCUUGUACAUUUUGUUUUCAGUUCCUGAAUACUAACUGUCUCCUAUUUUCUAUGUAUAAAAGCUGUUUUGGCUAAAUAAUAAAAUCGUAGCAUACGAUGUGCAUCUGA
Seriola aureovittata is the source of this 8665-nucleotide messenger RNA. RefSeq names its product protein MTSS 1-like. Gene Ontology annotation, cellular component: cytoplasmic side of plasma membrane; actin cytoskeleton. NCBI's taxonomy places the organism in Eukaryota, Metazoa, Chordata, Actinopteri, Carangiformes, Carangidae. The transcript has 9 exons. Gene Ontology annotation, molecular function: phospholipid binding; actin binding. Gene Ontology annotation, biological process: adherens junction maintenance; positive regulation of actin filament bundle assembly; plasma membrane organization. The coding region runs from base 707 to 2590 and encodes 627 amino acids. The record is from RefSeq and is a predicted model, not a curated record.